AUGCCUCCGCCACCAAAUCUGCACAGACAGGCCUGCGCAGCACGGUCUGCUCUGAUGGUCGGAAAGGUCACUGAAAACUCCUCUACUCUUUAUUUAGGCAGGAAGCAGUACGUCACCACCUCUCCACCAAUCAGCGCCAGGAGGACCGUGUCAGCCCUCUCUGGGGCGGCUGCAGAGAGGCACUCGAAGCGAUUUCUGACCCACCGAAGACUCCGCUCCAUCUCGACGAUCCGGUCAGACUCGGACGGAAGCCGCCGCGGCUCUUCUCCCAGGAAGCCAGGCGGAGACCGCACCUGCUCUCCGCCCAGCGCCAAUAAGACCUCCGUAGACUUUGAGCGGACCAGGGAGGCUUACAGGAGCAAAGCCUCCUCAGAGCUGCUCAGAAGUUUGCUGGUUUUCAAACUUUGUUCCUAUGACUUCCUGGUUGAUAACAAUAUGGAGAUAAUGGAUCUAGGGAAGAAGAUCCUAGGUCCAAAAGCCUUUAAUCAGCUCAUGAAGAUCACGUUCUACGGCCAGUUUGUUGCUGGAGAGGACCACGUGGCCAUCAAGCCUCUGAUCCAGAAGAACCAGGCUUUUGGUGUUGGCUCGGUCCUGGACUACAGCGUUGAGGAAGACAUCAGCCGAAAUGAGAAUCAAGAGAUAAACUCAUGUGUCUCUGCUGCAGGGAAAGAAAGCACAGGCGAGGACUACAAACAGAAGAACUCCGGAGCGCACAGACAGUUGGGUGACAGUCACGGGGAACGGAACCGGGCCUGCACGUAUUUCUACGCUGAUGAGGCCAAAUGUGACCAGCAUAUGGAAACCUUUAUAAAAUGCAUCGAAGCAUCUGGUGGGAACAGGAUGGACGGUUUUUCUGCCAUCAAAAUGACCGCACUAGGGCGACCCCAAUUUCUGUUCCAGUUCUCAGAGGUCCUCGUGAAAUGGCAGCGAUUGUUCACAUUCCUGGCAUCACAGCAGGGAAAAGGUGGCCUGGAAGCCUUGGAGCAGAGACUGGAGCUGGCACAGCUGCAGGAAUUCUUGACCAAACUCGGAGCAAAAGGAGACAUCUGUGGUUGGUUUACGGGAAAGAAAACAGAAUCCACGGGGCACAUCGACAUACUUGACUGGAACAGCCUUAUAGAUGACAGAUCAAAGGCAUCAGAUCUACUUGUCGCUCCUAAUGUGGAGCUCGGUAAACUGGAGCCUCUGCUGCAGAAAUUCACAACGGAGGAAGAGAAACAGCUAGAGAGGAUUUUACUGCGUCUAGACACCUUAGUGAAGGUAAUCGCCAAUCAAAUAGAGAAUUUACUGCAAACAAAACUCAUCAUUUUACUUCUAGGCCAGGCCUAUUCAAAUGGCGGUCCGUGGGCCACAUCCGGCCUGCGGGCCCUACCCAGCUGGCCCACCUCACCCAAUCCCCCAACCACCAACGGAAUAAAAACUGUUGAAAAACAGUUUAAGCAUGCAAAACUAAACAUGUUCGCAACUGACUUGACUGGUGGAAGAAUGCUACAUUUUCCCACACUCUGUAAAGCCUCCUCUCCUCUGAAAGUCACGGCAGAAAUGACUGGUUUAGUCGCGAAAAUGAAGGACAACUUCACCAGUGGCCUGGAGGAUCUGUCACUUCCUACAGAGGCGAUGCAAUUGACGAAAGAUCCAUUUCCUGCCAUCGCUGAGGAAACAUUGUCCAUCAAAGCUAAGAAAGUGGUCUCUUCUAUUGAUGAGGGACAGUUCCUCCUGGAGUUGGUGGACAUGCAGUCAUCACUUAUGAUGCCACAAGAGCUGCGCACAAAUGGCCCCGCUAAGUUUUGGAGUCAGAUCAAUGCCCAUCAGUUCCCAAACCUCAGGAAUAAAUGUUGGGACCACCCACUCACUGAUAGCCAAGUCUCCUUUUCUGUGAAUCUUUGGAAGGUGUUUGGACUAUGUGCUGAAGAGAUGGCGCUCAAUAAAAAGGCCAACGUAAUGGUGGCAUCACACAACGAGGACACAGUAAAGCACACCUUGGAAAGACAAGCAGCAAAGAUGAAGGGAGUCAUCGUUGUCCGUCCCUCUCCUUUGAUCCCAGGCCGGGCAGGUUUUCCCGUCUACAAGUACGUCCCCUACGGUCCGGUGAGCGAAGUGAUGCCCUACCUGUCUCGACGAGCGCAGGAGAACCGUGGCUUCAUGAAGGGUGCACAAAAAGAGAGAGAUCUGCUGUGGAAGGAGCUGAAACGCCGACUCGUCUCUGGGGAGCUUCUUUACAGACCGGUGUAGUGAAAACCCAGAAGAGGAGAGUCUGUCAGCUUCUUGGUGUUUUCUUUUUCUGUUUCAGCAUCCGUCAACUCUCCAUCUCAGGUUGCUGCAGCUGUCUCCUCCAUCUCUCUCUGUUUUUACUUGUCCUAGAGUUUGCUGUUUUUUAACAGAUGGAUUGCAUGGAGCUGUAUUAUUUUUAGCCACCUUCACUCAUUCUGUGUGUUGCAGUUGUCCUUAUUUAUUUAUUUAUUUAUUUUGCCAUUAUCAGCCGUCGCAUCCAUGAGCUUUUCUCAUUUUUGUCGGCCCGUAGUGUGUAGAGCUGUGGCAUCCAUCAAGUGGGCAUCUUUACUGCUCCAAAAGGACCGCCUGAAAUGCCAACGGGACCGGAAUGGGCAUCUUUCUUUAUUACCCUAUUUAUCCUGGAGAGGAAAGGCAAUAAAACAUAACAGGCUUGAUUUAAAUUGUAGCAAAGGAAACAUUUUCUUGUGGGCGUUUUAAUUUUAUAUUCUCAGCCACUCGCCACCCUGAGAGGAUUUCUUCCUCUGUUCCGUAAAUUUGUGCUUGAAGGAGUAUUCCCUGUUUUGGAACAACACCUAUUUAUGAAUCAUGGAGGAAGCAUAAACCUUGCAGCGCGUCCCUCAUCCCUCUUCCUGAAACAGUGCAAUGCUUUUGUGAUGAUGCCGACUAGAAGAAGCUACGCUCUUCGUCAGUGAGGUGAGUUCAGUUCUGUGGAGGCGCCUGCAGAGCCUGGCGGCAGACGUUAAAAUGAAAUAAAAAGUAAUAAGUAAGAUUGAUGUUUGUCUCUUGUGCCCUAUUAUGUUUAAAAUAUUGAAACAGGGUUACAUGUGCUUGAAGCAUGGGGGUUUGUUAAUCCUGGGGACUUACUUGAGAAAUUGUUCAAUAAAAAAAAUGUGCACUGAAGACGACGACUUGUGUUUUGAUUAUUUCUGAUUUCUCUAGAAAACAUAAAUCUCCAAGUUAUUGAUGCUUAAUUAGUGUUUAAGUCAGGGGGAAUCCAGGCGUCAUGGGAAUUAUGACCCUGUGAUUUUACGAGUGCUGUCAGUGCUUUUUAGACAGUUAUUUAAUUACCCAUGAUGCUUCAUUCAUUGCAGAUGGCAGAAAUUGGAGGCAUUAAUCAUUACUCUGAAGAAACUUUGGCAGCAUGUUGAGUUCUACUGAGGCAGAGCACCACAGAGCUGUCACUGUGGCUCCGUGCUAUUGGUUUAAUUAAGAAAUCGACUUCUAAUUUAAAACGUGCCUCUGGGUUUACAUUUAACUACAAAAUCCCAUCUCACAGCGGGCUGAGGCGCUUUUUCUGUCCAGCUUGAUUUAGAAGACGCAUCACUGGCUAAUCUCCAGUAGGUCCAAGUCAAAAGUAGCCAAUUAUCACUCAUAUUUUAACAUUUUCAGGUGUUAAAGUCAGAUUUAGUAAAUUUACUGGAAUGAUUUCUAACCUUGUAAGUGAGGGAAUUAUUCUGUUUUCUGCUGGUUUAACCAGACUAAAUAUAUGAAGAAGAAGAAGAAAAUAUCAUUUCUAUAGCGCCUCUCAAGAUAAAAAACAUGAGGCGCUUCACAAAAAAACAAAAAGAUAAUGUAAAAAUAUAAAAAAGCAUUUAGAAAAUGUUUAAAAAUAUAUUUAAAAUGAGCAAAAAUAGACAAUUGUGAUUAAAAAUGUAAAGAAAGAGAGAGAGUGGACAGGAAAGAGGGAAAUCAGUGGAU
Molecule: messenger RNA, 3930 nt
Organism: Nothobranchius furzeri (turquoise killifish)
Lineage: Eukaryota; Metazoa; Chordata; Actinopteri; Cyprinodontiformes; Nothobranchiidae
Source: RefSeq, a predicted model, not a curated record